This is a messenger RNA of Kwoniella botswanensis, 951 nucleotides long. RefSeq lists its product as uncharacterized. Gene Ontology annotation, cellular component: endoplasmic reticulum membrane. Gene Ontology annotation, biological process: karyogamy involved in conjugation with cellular fusion; nuclear membrane fusion involved in karyogamy. The coding region runs from base 1 to 951 and encodes 316 amino acids. NCBI's taxonomy places the organism in Eukaryota, Fungi, Basidiomycota, Tremellomycetes, Tremellales, Cryptococcaceae. The record is from RefSeq and is a predicted model, not a curated record. The transcript is spliced from 8 exons.
AUGCAUCCGGCUACUCUGUUCAUCCUCACUCUUGUCCUACCGUUCACUGGUCAGGUCUAUAGUAAGGUGGUCAAUCAUGCUACGGGUGGAUCUGAAAGUGGGACAGGUGAAGUCAUAACGCUCUUCCUCCGAUACCACACUAUCACUUCCUUAACCCGCUCCUUGACCCGAUCAGAAUGUCAUGCCGAUAUAGCUGUCGCUCUGAAGCAUUCAUGUAAACAAGGCUUAGAUGGUGGUGAAAGCGGACUGACUGAACUGCGGAAGAGAGAUAUCGCCAUCUCCUUCACCAUCUGUUCCAUGCAAUCCGCUUUACAACACGUACCCGUCGAGUGCAGCUCUUGGAACCCUACCAACUACGAUGGAGGGACAGGCGGUUCAGAUCAGAUGUAUCCGGGAACGGACGAUGGAAGUUCAGAUGCGAAACUUCUGCAAGAGAAACAGACCUCUUGUUUAGGAGCACUACAUCGUAGCCCCCAAGAAUGGAGUGCUUAUAAUGCAUUCUUGAGCGAUUCGACCCAACUAUGCCAUGUGCUGCAAGCACGCAAACAAGCAGUUGACCGUUACGUCAAUGCUACGAUGGAAAAAAUCGCCUUUCUCGAUCUCAUGAAGAAGCGGGAAAUGGUACAACUCUCACGAGAGAGGAAACUUGAGAGCGAGCUGGAUGAACGCUCAAGGGAUCUGAGAGAAGCUUCCUCUUACGUGAUGUUUGCCCACAAGAAGCUGCAAGAUGACAUAGAAUUAUCUCUCGAACUGCGCCAAAAUCUUCGAAGCGCAUUUCACAAGCUCGAAUCCGAAAGAAUUGAUAUUUGGGACAGUUUCGAGAGAGAUGUGAAAGAUCGCUUAUUCGAGGCAGACGCUCGUUACGAAGCCAUGCUGUUCGAGCUUAAGAAUGGAUGGGAAGCAGAGGCCUGGAUAAUGCGUUACAACGGGUUUGUGCUUCCGAUACUUUAA